Molecule: messenger RNA, 961 nt
Organism: Ectocarpus sp. CCAP 1310/34
Lineage: Eukaryota; Phaeophyceae; Ectocarpales; Ectocarpaceae
Source: the annotation of a GenBank genome assembly
AUGGCUAGGCACGCUGGUUCCCCCAGCAAGGCGUUCCGAGUGCUCAAAGAUCACUUCCUACCGUUGAGCCAGAGUCAGAUUCGUGUGCAAGAGGAGAAACUCAAGUCAUUGCGCAUGCGUUCGAAUGAGAAUCCCUCCAUCUUCUUUACAUCUAUGAGAGAGACGCUUGGUGUGCUUCAGAUGCUGGAAGUUAAGAAAGAUGACAGAGAGGUAUGCAACCUGAUGCUCGAGGGAUUGUCACAUGAGUAUAAUAAGACCCUGCGUGAAACUCUGGUGGUGUUCUGUCCGAAUGAUCCAUAGUUCAUAGAGACUAAAGUGCGUGAGAGGUAUCUCGACUUGCUGACUCAACCUGGUCCGAAGAAACACAGUGUUGCACUCAUGUCUAGACCUGUGAGGAAGAGUGCGAAGAAGCAGAACCAGNCCGUCGUUCAUAGAGACUAAAGUGCGUGAGAGGUAUCUCGACUUGCUGACUCAACCUGGUCCGAAGAAACACAGUGUUGCACUCAUGUCUAGACCUGUGAGGAAGAGUGCGAAGAAGCAGAACCAGAAGUCAAAGUCUAACUCCGAGUCUGAUUCGUCUAGAAAAAGAUUUUUCAGGGGAAGUGUUUCAAGUGUAGGGAGAAGGGUCAUUUGAAGAUGGACUGCCUGGCUCUGGCUCGUGUGAUAGCUCAUCCCUCUCAGACCGGACCAUCCGAGGACGACAAGGAUGAGAACGGUGAGAAGUCUGACUUGGUGUUGUUGUUAUCUCAAGCCAACUCAAGCGAAUGGAGUGGUGGCAAGUACAUUGCAGCAAUGUAUGCCAAAAUCAUGCAGAAGUGGCAGGAGUCCCGUGGUAGCAGUAGAAAUGAUGCUGUUUUGGAACACCAUGAUACCAUGUAUCUUGAAGCGUUGUAUACCGAAGCAGAGGAUGAGUUGAAGAAGUACGUCGGCAGUGACCGUGUUGUCCGUGAUUCUAUUCGCG